Clupea harengus (Atlantic herring) is the source of this 2122-nucleotide messenger RNA. RefSeq names its product mitogen-activated protein kinase kinase 7 (gene map2k7). Gene Ontology annotation, biological process: protein phosphorylation. Gene Ontology annotation, molecular function: ATP binding; protein kinase activity. The transcript has 12 exons. Lineage: Eukaryota; Metazoa; Chordata; Actinopteri; Clupeiformes; Clupeidae. The coding region runs from base 39 to 1355 and encodes 438 amino acids. The record is from RefSeq and is a predicted model, not a curated record.
AUAAGAUAGGCGCUCUCGAUGGUGCGCUAUUUUUCAAGAUGUCGUCGCUGGAACAGAGACUCUCCCGAAUCGAGGAGAAAUUGAAGCAGGAAAAUAAAGAAGCUAGGCGAAGAAUUGACCUAAAUAUCGACAUGAGUCCACAACGAUCGCGACCAAGGCCAAUUAUCGUGAUCCAGCUCAGUCCUGCUCCAGCCCCCUCUCAGCGUGCAGCGCUGCAGUUGCCGUUGGCGAAUGAUGGAGGGAGUCGUUCCUCGUCGUCAGAGAGCUCUCCUCAGCACCACUCGUACCCCUCCCGCCCCAAACAGCUGCUCACGCUGCCCACACCCCCCUACUGCCUGCCCAAGAGCCUGGAGAAUGCUGAGAUUGACCAGAAGCUGCAGGAGAUCAUGAAACAGACUGGAUACCUGAAGAUAGACGGGCAGAGAUACCCUGCUGAAGUAGCAGACCUGAUCAGCGAAGGGGAGAUCGGCAGCGGGACCUGUGGUCAGGUGUUCAAGGUGCGCUUCAAGAAGACCGGACAUGUCAUCGCCGUCAAGCAAAUGCGGAGGACGGGGAAUAAGGACGAGAACAAACGGAUCCUGAUGGACCUGGAUGUGGUGCUGAAGAGCCAUGACUGCCCUUAUAUCAUCCAGUGCUAUGGAGCUAUAGUAACUAACACUGACGUGUUCAUCGCCAUGGAGCUGAUGGGCACGUGUGCUGAGAAGCUGAAGAAGAGAAUCCAGGGACCCAUCCCAGAGCGGAUCCUCGGCAAGAUGACUGUCGCGAUUGUGAAGGCGCUGCUGUACCUGAAGGAGAAGCAUGGCGUGAUCCACAGAGACGUGAAGCCCAGUAACAUCCUGCUGGACGCCAAGGGCCAGAUUAAACUCUGUGACUUCGGCAUCAGCGGACGCCUCGUCGACUCCAAGGCCAAGACCCGCAGCGCCGGCUGUGCCGCGUACAUGGCACCUGAGAGAAUAGAUCCUCCAGACCCCAGUAAACCAGACUAUGACAUCAGAGCUGACGUGUGGAGCCUGGGCAUCUCUCUGGUGGAGCUGGCCACAGGACAGUUCCCCUACAAGAACUGCAAGACGGACUUCGAGGUCCUGACCAAAGUGUUGCAGGAGGACCCGCCGGUGCUGCCGCUAGGCAUGGGAUUCUCCACUCACUUUCAGUCCUUCGUCAAAGACUGUCUCACAAAGGAUCACAGAAAAAGGCCAAAAUACCACAAGCUGCUGGAACACCCUUUCAUCCGGCGUUAUGAGGUGGUGGAGGUGGAGGUGGCUGCCUGGUUCCAGGAGGUCAUGGAGCGCACCGAGUCGCCCCGCAGUUCUCAAUGCUUUAGCCAACAACACCUGCACUCGCUCUUCAACAGGUAGAGCAGAGGAGUAACCACACACACACACACACACACACACACACACACACAAACACCCCCCGCACCGAGUCGCCCCGCAGUUCUCAAUGCUUUAGUCAACAGUACUUACACACACACACACACACAGAGGCUAUACACGUAUGUGUUAAAUUCAAUUAUAACCCCCUUUGUUGCGUCACGUCGACAAGAAUCAGAGCUGUGGCACACACCCCUCCUCCUCCCACACACACACACACACACCUCUCCUCACACACACACACACACACAUUGUAUACCCUCAUGUAAUUAUUCAGAUAUAACUGUCAAUACUGCGUAAGCUUCUCUACAGUUAAAGCUGGUAGCAAAACUAAGACACUAGUGUACACACACAUACACACACACACACACACACACAUACACAAACCCUGCUCUAUACACACCACACUGCUAGACACACACUCUACAUACAUGCACGCUACCAGAAUGUCACCUCUGAGACACACACACACACACACACACACACACACACACACACACACACUAUAAAUACAUGCACGCUACCAGAAUGGAAAGAAGAAGAAGAAGAGGAGGAAGACUGAGAAUGGACUAAUGGACAAGAAGGAGGUGUUACAUACAAUUAUAACACUCAGUUAAUAAACACACACACACACUCAUCGUGUUGGAGGAGAACGGACUAAUGGACACAAGUGGGGCAAAAGAAGAAGAAGAGGAAGACUGGAGAGAUGAACUGUGACAACGACAGACAGAGAGAGAGAGAAAGAGAGAGAG